AUGGAUGGUGCUUGCUCUAAGAAAUAUACGUACUGGAAAGAGGAACUAGGAAAGCCAUUUGUUGACUGUAUUCUGGAGCUAGUAGAGAAGGGGCAGAUCGUUGACGCCAACUGCAAGAAUGGGGCUUAUAACCAGUUAAAGAAACUGUUGCAGGAAAGAGUGUCGGGAUGCAGGGUCAAGGCAUAUCCUAACAUUGAAGGCAGGUUCAAAAAACUGAAAAAGAGAUGGCAUGCAAUAACAUUUAUGAGGAAACAAAGUGGUUGGGGAUGGGACGAGGUCAAUAAAUUCAUUGUAUGUCCCGAGGGAUCUUGGGAUGAUUUUGCGAACGUAAAUGAUGACUUGAUAUAUACACGUGUUUUUGUCCAUCAUUCCUAUACUGUUUGA
Linum tenue is the source of this 384-nucleotide messenger RNA. NCBI's taxonomy places the organism in Eukaryota, Viridiplantae, Streptophyta, Magnoliopsida, Malpighiales, Linaceae. The record is from the annotation of a GenBank genome assembly.